AACGAAUGACUGAGGAUGGGUACAAAGGGCGCUAUGGUCGGUUUCGGUUUGGUUAUAUUGCUGGUUUCAGUGGUUGUAGCUGAAUCACCCCCGACUGUUGAUUAUGGCAAACCAGUGCCUCCUCCAUGUCCCAAAAAUGAGGUACGUCGCUGUCAGAACACCUGCCCGCCAGACGGCUGCAUCACCUUAUAUGCGGCUUUCGAUUGCAUCGCCAACCAAACUUGUGUUAACGGCUGUUACUGCAAAAACGAUUACCUGAGGAUCGGUCGAAAUGGCCCGUGCGUUCCCAGGGACCAGUGUCCCCCGAUUAAUUGUGUCAGCGAUUCCAACGCUCGGCGAGGUUGUGGAGACAAAUGUGGCAAGACAUGUGCAGACUACAACAGUAAUCCUAUUUGCCCGAAACGACCUUGCAAAAAUGACGGAUGUGACUGCAAAGAGGGAUACGUGCAUGAUACGAAUCAGGACAAGUGUGUUCUUCCUAAGGACUGCACGCCUAACAAAUGCGGAAAAAAUGAAGAAUACUAUUGCGGACCGUCUUGUCCGGACAAUGAAGCUAGUUGUUCCAAACCCAACCCGCCCACUUGCAUCAACAAGAGAUGUGAAUUCAAAUGCUUUUGCAAGAAAGGCUACGUGAGGGAUGAUAAGAACGGCAACGUUUGCAUUCCCGUCGAUAAAUGCCCUAUAAAUUGCACCAAGAAACACGAAGUAUACUUCAAUUGUUUAGCUGGCCAAUGCGGUCCCAAAAAAUGCGGUGACUUGGAGAGGUCACUUUCAUGUCCUGGCCUCGGCCGAGGUCCCUGUCCCGGUGGUUGCCUAUGCGAACAAGGCUAUUUAAGAGACGUUAAUGGAAAUUGUAUCAAGAUGGAGAACUGCCCUCCGAAACCUUGUGGAGGGAAUCAGACUUGGACGCCUUGCAACGCACCUUGUCCCUAUCCACGUUGCCCAAGAGACGACAAGCCGCCACCGCCGUGCGUCAAGAUAGAACCAUGCUACCCAGGAUCUCCAGUGAAGUGCACCAGAACUAACGAGGAGUACAAUUCUUGCCCCAGAAAUGGUAUAACCUCAUGUUCCCAGCUUGGUACAACGCCUGUUGAGAGUACUGGGCCAACGAUCUGUAAACCGGGGUGUGUCUGCAAAAAAGACUUCUACAAGAACGACAACGGCACGUGUGUUACAAGAUGCGAAUGCCCCACAAGAACACCUGAUAGCAAUGACAAGGAAUGCACUAAGCCCCACGAAAGAUGGACGGACUGCUACAUCGGUGAAUGUGCGCCUAUCACAUGUGGCGACCUGGGCAAACCACUGGCAUGUCCCUUUAUAGCACCGCCUUGCGCGGGUGGCUGUAUUUGCGAACAAGGGUUUGUGAGGAACGAGAAUGAAGAUUGUAUAGAUGCCAAGACAUGCCCAAACUGUGGCGGAGAUCGUAAUGCACAAAGUGGCUGUGGCAAUGCCAAUUGUAGACCAACUUGUGCAAAUCCAGCUGGGACACCUGCAACGGAGUGUACCACAUUUUGUCAAUUUAAUGGCUGUGACUGCAAGGAGGGCUACAUUCUGAACACAGAUGUUAACCCACCGAGAUGCGUUCUCCCUAAGGAUUGUAAAAAAUCCAAGCAAUGCAACGGACCGCAUGAAAUAUACAUGGACUGUCCAGCUGGCCAAUGUAUCGCCAAAACUUGUGAUGACCUUGUGAAUCCACCUGGUUGUCCAAGAAUAAAACCUCCGUGCCCAGGGGGCUGUGUUUGCGAAAAUGGAUAUUUGAGGGACAAAAAUGGAAAAUGCAUACGGAAGGAACAGUGUCCUUCUCUGCAAUGUAAAAAGAAAAACGAACGCUGGUCCAACUGCGUGAUUGGAGACUGCUCUCCAAGGCAUUGCGAAGACGUUGGGUAUCCGGUACCCUGCCCAGACAUUAUUGGCCCCUGCGCUGGUGGCUGUGUUUGCAUUGAAGGCUUCGUAAGAAACUGUGAAGGAGAGUGUAUUGACAUGAAGGAUUGUCCAUGUUGUGGAGGAAGUCCUAACGCAGUAAGCGGUUGCGGUAACCCAUGUGGUCAGACCUGCGCAAGCCUCUAUGCGAACAAUUCCGACUUGAUCUGCCCCAAAUAUUGCGAGUACAAUGGCUGCGACUGCAAACCCGGAUACCGUUUUCUAACAGAUAGCACGGAGUCUAAAAAAUGUGUUCCGGAGAGUGAAUGUCCUAAGCCUACAUGUGGAGCAAACGAACAGUACUACUGCGGUACUUCAUGCCCCGAAGCCACCUGUGUCAACCCCAAGCCUCCGACAUGCGUCAACAAGAAAUGCAAAUUAGGUUGCUUCUGCAAGAAAGGAUUCGUCAGAGACUUCAACAACACAUGUAUACCGGUCAACAAAUGCACCAAAUGUAAAGGACCCCAUGAGAUACUCAUAAGUUGUCCACCCGGUCAAUGUAUCCCAAAAACAUGUAAGGACCUAAUAAUUCCGCCUGGUUGCCCGAGAGUAAUACCUCCUUGCCGAGAUGGCUGUAUUUGCGAAGAAGGAUAUCUACGAGAUGCAAAUGGGAAAUGUAUUGAGAAGUCACUAUGUCCCAAACCUCAUUGCAAAGCUAAUGAAACCUACGUAUCCUGUGCUGUCAAGUGUUUCGACAAGCGCUGCCCGAAAAUCGAUGGACCCCAGCCUGUAUGCGACCCGCCUAGACCCUGCCCUCCAGGGUGCAUAUGCAAGAUCAAUUAUAGAUAUGACCAAUCUGGAAAAUGCAUACUUGCUUCUGAAUGCCCACCAUUAAAAUGUAAGGAUCCCAACGCUAUGUGGGAUCCAUGCCCCUCAGCCUGCUUGAAUGAGCAAUGCGACGCAGCUGACUCUCCGCCCGUAACGUGCAACACAUUACUUCUCAAUUGCAACCCUCGAUGUGUUUGUAAACCAGGGUAUUUUAAACACCCGAAAACCGGAUUAUGCGUGCCAGCUAAAGAAUGUCCGGGCGUGUGUAAAGAUCCCAACGCCUCCUGGAAAGAUUGCCGUGACCCCUGCCCAGGCACUUGCAAAAACACUAAACCUCUAUGUUUGAGCAAAGUUUGUAGCCCCGGAUGUCAGUGCAAUGAAGGCUACGUUUUAUCUAAACAGGGGAAAGGGGGAAUAUGCGUUAAAAUUGAAACAUGCGCAGAUUAUAUCCACUGUCCCCCCAAUCAGACCUUUGUACCAUGCACAUUUAAAUGCCCCCAAGUAAUGUGUCCAAGGUCAGACCAAACGCUUUUGUGCAAGCCACCACGAGACUGCCCUGGGGGGUGUGGUUGCAAGCCCUACUAUAGAUAUGACUUCAAUGAUAACUGCAUCAAGUCGGCUGAUUGUCCUUCAGUAGAAUGCACCAGGCCAAACGAGGUGUGGAAGUGCAAACAUAUCGGUGACUGGGAAAAUUGCGAUGAGAGAUACAACUCUCCUCCGUUUUGGGAAGGCGACCCUGAUGACUGCGAACCGAAGUGUGCUUGCGAAAAAGGGUAUUGGAGAAACCCUCAGACAAAUACGUGUGUUACAGAAAAAGAAUGCCGUAAGUAGAUG
Molecule: messenger RNA, 3522 nt
Organism: Cydia amplana
Lineage: Eukaryota; Metazoa; Arthropoda; Insecta; Lepidoptera; Tortricidae
Product: zonadhesin-like
Exons: 21
Coding region: 16-3519 (1167 amino acids)
Source: RefSeq, a predicted model, not a curated record